UACAAGUAGAAGAACUCCAUGAGGGUGAAGUGAAGUUAUCCUAGAGAAAAAUUUCAUUGCAUGGAUUGUAUAAACUCAUUGGGACUGAAUUAAAGCUGGAAAGGACUCUACAAGUGAAUAAAACAAGAAGUUUGGAAUUGGAUUUGGGGAAUCUGGGCUUGGAGAUGCCUCAGCCCAGUGUGAGUGGAAUGGACCCUCCUUUUGGGGACGCCUUUCGGAGCCAUGUGUUUUCAGAGCAGACUCUGAUGAGCACAGAUCUCUUGGCAAGCAGUUCAGAUCCAGACUUCAUGUAUGAACUGGACAGAGAAAUGGACUAUCAGCAAAGCUCCAGAGACAACUUACUUUCCAUGGAGGACUGCAAAGAUCUAGAGAGUUUUGAGUCUUUUACGGACAUCCUGGACAAAGAAGCUGCUCUCACCUCAAAGUGGGAGCAGUGGGAUAUGUACUGUGAAGACUUAACUAAGUACACUAAACUAACCAGUUGUGAUAUCUGGGGAACAAAAGAGGUGGAUUAUCUGGGCCUUGAUGACUUUUCAAGCCCAUACCAAGAUGAAGAAGUGAUAAGCAAAACGCCAACUCUGGCUCAGCUUAACAGCGAGGACUCCCAGCCUGUUUCAGAUUCGCUUUAUUACCCUGAUUCCCUCUUUAGUGUAAAGCAAAACCCUUUAAAUUCUCUGCUACCUGGCAAAAAAAUUGCAAGCAGAGCAGCAGCCCCAGUCUGUUCCUCCAAGAACGUUCAGGCUGAGGCACCUUUGUCGGACUAUGUUCAAAAGGCAAGCAAACCUGCAGCUCAGCCUGCUUCCAGCACACAAAUCAUGGUGAAGACCAAUAUGUACAGUAACGAGAAGGUGAACGUUCAUGUUGAAUGUAAAGACUAUGUUAAAAAGGCAAAAGUAAAGAUCAAUCCUUUACCACAGAGCAGACCACUGCUGAGCCAGUCACAUGCAGAUGCAGCAAAGGAAAACACCUGCUAUUGUGGUGCUGUAGCAAAGAGACAAGAAAGAAAAGGAGUAGAGUCCCCACAUAGUCACAGUACUCCUGCUUUGCCUUUUAAAGAGACUCAAGAGCUGCUCAUCAGUCCACCCCAGGAGACCCCAGGGCUUAUUGUAGGAGAGAGCAGUCUUUCUGCCAGCACAUCAGUGUUGGAUUCUUCGCAGAAGAAAGAAGAGCACAACUAUUCUCUUUUUGUCACAGACAGUUUGGGUGAGCAGUCAGCCAAAGGAGACCCUGAAGAAGAUGAGGAUGAUGAGGAAGAUAUUGAAGAUGAGGACCACGAUGAAGGAUUUGGUAGUGAACAUGAGCUGUCUGAAAACGAUGAUGAGGAAGAAGAUUAUGAAGAUGAUAAGGAUGAUGAUAUCAGCGACACUUUCUCAGAACCAGGAUAUGAAAAUGAUUCUGUGGAGGAUUUAAAAGAAAUGACGGCCAUAUCCUGUCGGAAAAGAGGCAAACGAAGAUACUUUUGGGAGUACAGCGAGCAACUAACACCGUUGCAACAAGAAAGAAUGCUGAGGCCGUCUGAGUGGAGUCGAGACACGUUGCCAAGUAACAUGUAUCAGAAGAAUGGUCUCCAUCACGGAAAAUAUGCAGCAAAGAAGUCACGGAGGACUGAUGUAGAAGACCUGACUCCCAACCCCAAAAAACUUCUACAGAUUGGUAAUGAACUGAGGAAACUGAAUAAGGUGAUCAGUGACCUGACACCAGUCAGUGAACUUCCUUUAACUGCCAGACCGAGGUCAAGAAAAGAAAAGAACAAACUGGCUUCCAGGGCUUGUAGACUAAAGAAGAAAGCCCAGUAUGAAGCUAACAAAGUAAAACUCUGGGGUCUCAACACAGAAUAUGAUAACUUACUGUUUGUGAUCAACUCUAUUAAGCAAGAAAUUGUUAAUCGAGUGCAGAUUCCUAAAGAUGACAGAGGAGUCAACAUGGAACAAAAAUUGAAUGUGCUUAUUAAAGAUACUCUUGGACUACCUGUAGCUGGACAGACAUCAGAAUUUGUGAACCAAGUUUUAGAGAAGACUGCAGAAGGAGACCCCACUGGUGGCCUUGUAGGGCUACGAAUACCAGUGUCAAAAGUUUAAGACAUCGCUUCGCCCGUUCUCAUCGGUCAGAUUCUACCUGUAUUGUCAAGUACUUCAUUGUAAAUUGCAUUCUGGUCUGCAUGUCAGUUUAGCAUUACAUAAACACUCACAAUUAGGUUCCAUUGUUUUAAAUAACAAUGUAGUAAAAUAAAUCAAAGCAUGAUAUAAAAUGCUUAAUAGCAUUUUUGGAGCAUAAACCAGAUAGUUUCAAAGCUGCUUUAGGCUUAACUGCAGAUAUUAGGGUUCUUUUUAAAAUUAAGUUAUCUAGGACCAGACUAUAUCAUUUUCGUUUUGGAAGCAAAAACAAGUUUUUGCUAGUGAAAGUUUUUAGCGUAUGCCAGACGUUGUGGCAGGUUUAUGCUCCAACUAAAAUAAGAGGAAGCUUUUUUUUUUUUUUUUGGUAAAAGCUUUUUUUUUUUUUUUAGAAUUAUUGAAUUUUCUUUAUUCUUCUAAAAAAAAAAAAAACAAUAAACAGCAAACUUUCUUUGCAACCAUUAACUUGUACAUAGCACACGUGGCAUUAGAGCUGGUGUGCCAUAUAAGACUUUAAUUUUCUGAGCUUAAUAUAGUAUUUAAAUGUCUGUGCAAGUAAGAGAAAAAAGUAUAUUCUUUGUGCCUUGUAUUUUGGGGGGAGAGCUAUCAGUAUAAGCUGGUAAAGUUUUUGUAUGAAGAAAACCCUGAGGGAAAAACAAGAUGUAUAGAUGGUAAGAUUAUAGGUUUUAAUGUAUUUGUUCCAGCUCUUAAAAAUUUUGAAUGUAUAUAGGAAUAUGUUGAAAAUGUAGAUAUAUGCCACAGAGUCUAUGUAUUGUAUAAAAGAUGGCUCUAGAAAACUUAAUUUCGGUACUUUGGCCGGAAGAAAACAAAUACUUGCACAUUAAUGCGAUUGUUUAUUUUUGUACCAAAGACAAAUGCAACUGAUAUGGCGAACUGCCAGUCUAAGUAAAGUUUUGCACAGCUUAUAUGAUACUGUACUGAAUGUAAAAACAAAAGAAAAAAGAAAAAAAAUUAAAGGUCAGGGUUAGGGAUCUUACUGAACUGUGAAUUUUUUUGCUUGGGUCCAAUUAUCUACAGAAGGAGCAUUCAUACAUAACAAUAUUAUUUUGCUGUUCUUGUAGUUCGCUUCCAUGGUAGAUAAGUUGGUGGCCGUCUCGGAGUCUUUAAAUCUUUUUUCUCUGCACUUACUGUAGGAGAUUUUAAUAUAUUUGGAUUUUAGUAAGCUAUUGGUAAAAUAGUUUUCAACUUUGAGAAUUUAAAAAAAUAUUUAGCUUGUUGUAGUAUACUUCCACCAAACAACCAAAAUAAAAUUAUUUUUAUUGUAAUGUGUAUAUAUGUAAAGAGAAAAAAGAGCUACAGAUAUCUAAUUCCUUAGUUGCCACUUUUCCAGUUGAUGUAUUAUUAUGCAUGUGAUGUUUCCAAGGAUCAACACAGGCUUAAAACAAAAAAAAAAAAUUUAUAGACUUUUAUAUUUUUGUACAGGUAUUUCGAAACUAGCUUCUUCGAACUUAUAUGUGACUUAUUCUUGUUAAUUCAGUAGUUUCUAUGAUUGGGGUAUAUUAACACACAGUUCUUAUUUGCUCUUCUGCUAAUAAGAGUUGGCUUUGUAGUCAGUGUUAAAGUACAGAUUAAAAGCUUUAGCCCUUGAUGAGAAAGUCCUUUAUCUCAAGGCAAGAUCAUUCUCUGGUUUCAUGGACCCCCCUUUUCCUCCCUGUUUUUUCUCUCCCUAUUUAAAAUGACAAAACACUGUUUACUGAAAAUAGAAAUACCAAAUACUUUCAAAUGUAGCUGCUGAAAAAAAAUGCAAAAGUCCAUGAAGGCUUUCUCCCCGCUCCCUUUGGGGAAUUUCUCCAUUUCUCGUUUGUCUAAGUUUGUACUGUGAUUCCUUUUUGUUUAUAUGUAGAUUAUUUUUAUAUCCAAGCUUGUACUAUUAAAAAAAAAAAAAGUCUGAAUCGGUAAUAGUGCAGUAAGAGUGACAGAUGAAGGUGGCAGUCCCGCCACCUACUUGCGAGUGUGCACACAGCUUACUUUGCGUCUAAAUAUUCUGGAAGACUCAAAAGGGAGGAGGAGGCCAAAAUACCACUACUGAGCUGUACAGAAAGCUUUUCCUUCAAGAGACUGAACAAAUACCCAGGGCAAUUUAGGCAAAACUUUGAAAAUCCACUUAAGACGUGCAAAAUCUGAGUGGAGUUUGGGUGUUUUUGUUUCAGGUGUUUUUGUUGUUGUUCUUGGAGUGAGGUGAAAGUGAGAGUUGGCUGCUUCUUUACACAGUGGGUCAGAUGUAUUCCUAUUGUAAGCAUUGCUGAUGUUGCAGUUAUUCCAGAGAUGCAUAUGGCCCAUAAAACCUCGACAAAGAAUGUCUCUUGUGAAGUUAAGGCCGUGUCUAUACCGAGAUUUGAAUGCUGUGGUUCCUCUCUCGUGAAUGGUGUUCGCACGCUGCUCAGAUGAGAGAGGUCCUCAUGCUGUUUCAAAACUGGGUAGACAAGGCAGCUUUUCUAAAUAUUAUGAAAGCAGUUUUGCAAUCAGGUAAAAACUUUUGUGACAAAUUAAACUGACAAGGUAUUAAAAAGCCCCUUUUUGCUGCUCGGGAAUACUGAGCGAGUAUAACUAUAUAGCUUUUUAUUUUUGUCUGAAAACCAGAAUAUGAUUUUGGUCGAGCAUUUCAAAGUAGACUUUGAACCUUUAGUGAAUUCCAUACCCUUGCAUUUCAGUGUUUUCUAUGUAUUAUUUUAAGUUAAAGCUUUUAAAUAGUUGAGCUUUUUAAUGUUGACACUUUAUUUUGUACCUAUUUAUAUGUAUGUAUAUCUUAGAAAAGCACUUUGUUUAAAAAGAAAAAAAAAAGAAACUGCGUUUUAUAUGAUUCUUGCCACUUGCUGCUAACUCUGGGCUGGUCAGAAUGCUGCAGCGAUACUUGAUAUAAAUAAAACCUGGCAGUAAAAUGUAGAGUAAAGAUAAGACCUUUUGCUGGUUUAACUUUAUCAUAAAGGUGACAUAGGCAAGCUGUGCAGCUUUACAUUUUAACCAGGGGACUCUGUGGCAUUUAAACCGUCUAGAAAUGGUUGUACUUUAAUGCCAGUAACAAUCUGCUUCCUCUAGUGUCAUUAAAAUAUAUACAUUUAGUGUAUACUUAUCACAAACAAAAAUCUUUAUAAGGGUAUAAAAAACAGCAAAUGUACAUGUUCUGUUUUUUGGCAAUUGUGGCAUGCAUUUUUGGAUGAUCUUUAGAGAAGACCAUUUUCUAAAGAUUUUCGGUGUUCAUACAUGGUAUGUGGAUCUUAAUGAAGUCCUGGAUUUUUUGUUUGUUUUUGAGUGUAGGCAUUGUGAGUAUUCACUUUUAAUCCUGUAUCCAAAAACAAUUAUACAUUUUUGAUUUAAUACAAGCAAAAGCUCUUCCUUUAUCUGAUACACUGGAUUCUCUAGAAUUUGUUUCCAUAUUAAAAGCAUGCUGUCAUAACUGCUCUUGUUGAGAUCUCGUCAGUCUGAACUUAGGUGCCACACUUUUUGAAUUGAUGGACUGCUUGUUCUACUGUACCAUGUAUGAUUCUUGUCCUUUCCUACUUCCUUCAUGACAGAUUAUGAUGUGGCUUUAUAUUGUGCCUUACUUGUACGUCUAGAACUAAAUGUUUUUCAUUCCCCCGGAACUCUUCAAGCCUAACCCUUCUGAAAGCGAAUCAGAACUGAUAAAAGUGUCCUGAAGAAAGUUUGGAUAGAUCUGAUUUCAUUUCCUCUCAAUAGUAGCCACUUUGUAUUUAUAUGGAAGACCAGUUUUUGAAUGGUCUUGCAAAAUUUGGGGGUCCUCAGGGGGGGGGGGGGGUGUUUUUACGCCCUAAACCCCCUUUGCUAACGCUUUCACUUCCAUGAUUUAUUGAACACGCUUACGGAUAUUUGUUGAGUACUUUCUUUGGAUGAGAGGGAAUUAGUUACAACUAAAGCUAUGUUUAGGUGUGGAUGGGCUGGAUUUUCUUAUCAUACCAGUUUAAAUCAUUGUGAUUUAAUGAAGUUGCAUUGCUGUAAAGCUGAUGCGAGAGUCGGGCUCAGAUGUGUUCAUUUCCUAAUUCUUAUGUAUAGCAGACUUUUUCCGUACUGAGAGAAGUGGGCCAGGAAAAAGUUUUUAACAAAACAUAAAACGGAUGAAGGGUUGUUUUAACUAACGUAAAAGGAAGCAGAUGCUUCUGAAAUACCGUGGUGUCAGUUUGGAUUUUGUUUGAAAAACAAGACACCCCCCCAACCCAAACAAUUUUCUGAUAUUUGCCUUCAUUAAUAAAACAGCUUAUUCACAAAAUGUAAAGAAUGGAUGUGCUUUUCUUUUCCGUACAUCAUUUAAACAUAGCUAUUUUUUUAAAGCUGUAAAAGGCUUUAUCAGGAGAAUUUCAAAGGGUUGUUUCAAAGUUGCCUUCAGCAGAAAUAGCAGAUGCAAUUCUGUUCCUCAAACUUGCUUGCUAGUCUUCCUGAAAUUCUGUUGAGGCAUAACCCAAUUAUGUAACACGAAUGUUAGGAUCUGUAUUUGGCCUUGCGACCUGAAUUUCAAGAACGCACCUAAUCAUGAUUUUUAUUUUACUUUCAAGUUAGAGGCUUCAGUUGGAAUCAUCUAGUGAGGUGUGCUGCUAGAUGUGGUCUUGGCUUAUUGACACAGCCUUGCACAGAGCUGAAGUUUAUUUGUUUACCCCAGGGAUCGUGUGAAGUACAUUUCAAACAGUUACUGUUUCAGUGACUGAUUCUUCUUGUAACUGUAUUAAGGGCAUUAGUAUGUUGAGAAAACAGCACUCUUGAAUAUCUCCCAAUAUAAAUUGGGAUUCUUAAAUGUCGUUAAUGAAAGAUGGCAAUACUAGGUUAUAUCUUCUUCACAGCAUACAAAAUGUCUAUAUCUUUCUCUGAUUUACAUUUCACAAUAUGCCAUGUUUUUCUCCCCCAAUGCUUCUAGCAUGGUAAGGAGGUGUGUGUGCGCACUGAAUUUAUAAUCCUCAGCCUUUCAGACAUUCAUGAACUUCCACAAGAGCAAAUCCUGACUAUGCAUUUAUUGUCUUUCUAAUGAGCAGUGGAGCUAAAAGUGAAGCGAGAGCUAUUUUAAAACACAGUUUUUUCAUGUCAAUAAAAAAAAAAAAAUCCAAGCUCUUUAGAUAACAUCAGUGUUAGGGGGUUUUCUUCAUUUAAGAAUAUUUGAUGUUUAGGUACCUGAAUUAACCCCAAUUUGGGUUAAGUCAACUGGCUCAAGUAAGAAAAACUUCUGGAUUGGAUUUAGGACUGACAAAAGCACCCUCCAGCCUAACAAAAUCUUCUGCUUAAAAAACAGAAUCUAGUUUGAAUCACCUAUCCUAGAAUAGUAUUUCAUCUAAGUAAAACUUCUCAUUGCUCAGUAUUUGUGGUUGAGUGAACUCUUAAGGCUGAUGGCACACGCAGACAUAGGUGGUUGAAAGGCAAGGGGAAAAAAAGCAUUUUAAAGAAAACAUGGUAUCCUGCUCUGCCUAUGCUUGGGGUCAUGACUGUAAUGCUGUCCUUGACAUUCUGUAAUCAACUUCCAACUGGAGCUCAGAAAAACUUAUUGAAAGUCUUGUCUCUGUUAGAAAAUAAAUUUACCUUGUUAAAAGCAUGAUCUGUUAAGAGUUACAAUGUUUAAUGUUGGUUAAUAGUUGUGCAGUUUUUCUUUUCUUUUUCUGUCCCUGAAAAGAGGCACAAUUAAACUAUUGACUUUGUUUACUCUGUCACCCUUGAUCCCUAGCACUUCUAUUCAGAUACAAAUUCAUCAAUGUAUGCAACAUCCUUUGUAAUUUAAAAUAAAAAUUGUGGAGGAAAAAUGGU
This is a messenger RNA of Struthio camelus australis, 7868 nucleotides long. NCBI's taxonomy places the organism in Eukaryota, Metazoa, Chordata, Aves, Struthioniformes, Struthionidae. The record is from RefSeq and is a predicted model, not a curated record.